CUUUUCAAGCGGGCAAAUGCUCUCAAUCGUGCAAGCGCAGUACUGGGGAUCAAAUGAUACACGCUAUUCAGGAGUCACUCGGGUGGCUGUACCUAGACCUAACUAGCAAACUCAACCAGGUUGCGGUAUGGGAUAACGGUUGCAAUUUUACACGGACUGCAAAACACGCUGAGCCACGAAGGUCUGUCAUAUGGCCGAGAAACGCUCCUCUCCAGGCAAUGGGAAGAAACCGCGUCGGAGUUUAUCAGUGACGAAGAGAAGGGGAGAUAGCAGAGCGAAUGCUGGAGCAAAUAGCGGCUCCAUUGCGUUGUUCUUCAACAAUGCGCCUCCAGCUAAGCUGGCCUGCCCUUUGUGCGGUCAGAUGGUGUCUCGGUUCAGAAUUAACGAGCACAUCGACUCGCAGUGCAAGACGUUUCUUGGCGAUAACCACAACGAUGGCAGGAAAGACGAGAAUCUUUCCGCCUCUUCACCGCCUCAUAACUCCAGAAGCAUCCCAGUUUCGCCGAGACGAUCGAGUCCUGAGGAGAAGAAACCGACCACUACCAGCCCCUAUUUCAAAAAACAAGGGUUGUUGCAGGAGGACUCACAAGAAGUUGAGCCAAACAGUGGAGCCAAAGUUGUGCAGAGUAUUGAUCUUGGGAGCCUGGCCUCAAAGCUAUCCAGAAAGCGGCUGAAGUUCACUGGGGGUGUGGAGACAGCCCCCCUGCAGAACAGAAGCCCAUCACCAGAGACAGGGAGUGGGAGUGGCAGUGGGGAGCUUAGCAGCUCACAGAAGGAGAAUUACUGUGACAAGUUGACUGACGACAGGUUCAGGUGUUCUCCGGUUGACACUGAUUUGGCUGGGAAUGCCACAGCUCAUAGAAGUUGUUCUGCAGACAGACAUAAAACGGAGAGCGGAGGGUCAUCAGAGGAGAAAAAAUGUGGGCCUGCAUCCAAGUUGCCUUCUCCAGGGAUACCUGUGUCAGUGCAGUCUGCUGUUUCAUCCAGACUUAGCAAGAGGAAGAAACAGGGGUCUUCCAGGACAGACACAGUCGCUCCAGUUCUCACUGCCAGCAAUAAGACUAAGAGAAUGAGACAUUCAGACAGUAACACAGCACUGGAUAAUGUCUCAUUACCCUCUGAAUGCCCCCAAGUACCUCAGGACAGCAUGAUAAGCUCAGGUGCAAAGCUACCUAAAGAAACCCCAAUGGUGAGUUUGAAGACUGACCCCUGUGAUGGCUCUUGGCAAAGCAGGGCCUCAGAAGCUGAGGUAGCUCCUUGCUCAUCCUCACAGACAGGUGCUGGCGCUGUGAACUGUACUGAGUUCACAGAGGCUGGUGCUGAUACGGGCGUAGAGAGAGAGAGGAGCCUGGAGCCACCACGGCUGCCCUACUACCUCCGCAAUUUCCUGACUGUGCUGGAGGCAGUGCUGGAGAACCAGGACGACAGGCUGCUGUUCAACGAAGAGGACCUGGCAGCCAUCCACACAUUCCAGCAGUUGUCAGCUGCUGGGCAGAUGCUGUAUGUAAGGCUUUUCCAGAGGAAGCUGCACUGGCUUCGAGUGAGCAAGCUGGAGUACGCUGAAAUUGGCUCGGACCUCACCCCGGUGGUCCAGGAGCUGACCAGCUGUGGCUUGUUGCAGAGAGAGAGUGACCUGCAGGACCUGGGGGAGGUCCUGGAUCUGCUGCCUGCUCCAGAGCUGAGGGGCCUGGCCAAGACCUUCCAUGUGGGGAACCCUGGGGCCCAGAAGCAGCAGCUGGUGGCAGGCCUUCUCCGCCUAGGCCGGCAGCGGUCCAUCUUUACCCAGAUUCCAGGGCAGACUGGUGCUGGUGCCGCCAUCCUCAAGAGGGCCAAGCAGCUGGCAGGGGCGUGUGUGCGAGUAUGCCGAGGGCCUCGCGCCGUCUUCUCCCGCAUGCUCCUCCUCUUCUCUCUCACGGACACUCUGGAGGAGGAGGAGGCUGGGGCAGGAGGGCAAAACCAGCUCUACACCAUCUUGCUCGUCAACUCUGGCCGCCUGGCUUUUCCCAGCUACAAUGUCCUGCGCAGGGCAAUGGUGUUCCAGGACAGGGACGACCUCAUUAGGUAUGAGGCUGCCAUGCAUGCCCUGCACGAGGUGACCAUGGCAAUGCAGGCAGGCAACUGGGAGGAGGCCCUGGAGCUCUACACCACAGCAAAGGCGGUCUGGAUGGAGCAGAAACACCUCUACAGCCUCAGGCACCAGGAGGAGCUGCCCGUGUUCCUGCGUUGUUUCACGGCGGGCUGGGCGUACAGCCGCAUCCUGUCCCGGGGGGUGGAGAUCCUGCAGAGACUGCGCCGCUAUGAGGAAGCAGUGGAGGAGCUGCAGUCGCUACUUGCCCAGUCUGUGUUCUGUCCAGACAGUAGGGGGCGCUGGUGGGACAGGCUGGCACUCAACUUGCACCAACACCUCAAACGCACUGAGCAGGCCAUCGUUGCCAUCCGAGAGGGCCUGUCGGAUCCCCUUGUAAGAACAGGCCAUCGUCUUUCUCUAUACCAGCGUGCCAUCAGAAUGAAGGAGUCCCCCAGCUGCAAGAAGUACAGACUGCUCCUGAGGGGCCUGCCCACUGUAGAGGUGCAGGAUGUCACCCACGUGACCAUCCGUGGCCAGCUGUUCCCACAUGCAGGAGGGAUGGGGAAGUCGGUAUUUAUGAUGGCAGCAGAUGAGGAGGGAGGAGUUGCUGGCAUUGACGACAACCAAGCCACUGUGCUGUGUUCUGUGGAGGAGCUGGCCCUGGCACACUACCGCCGGCUCGGGUUUGACCAGGGAAUUCAUGGUGAAGGCUCCACCUUUUCAACACUCUUUGGGCUCCUCCUAUGGGAUGUUAUUUUCAUGGAUGGUAUUCCAGAUGUCUUCCGAAAUCCAUACCAGACCUGCCCACUGGACCUGCACACCGACUGUUUUUACGAGAACCGGCUAGAGGCCAUAGAGACUCGGGUGCAGUUGCUGUGCGAGGCCUCGGUGGAGACACUGCACGCCCUGUUGGCUGAGACCUGGAGCUCGCAGGAAGGGAGAGUGUGUGUCUUGGUCAACUGGGAACGAUUCUCCUCACUGCAGCAGGCACAGAGCCUGGUAUCAUGUCUCGGAGGUCCUUUCCUGGGGGGCAUGGUGAGGCGGAUGGCUGAGGACUACAGACACUGCCGUGGAGGUCUCCCUGACCUGGUGGUGUGGAGUACUAGCAACAACACCUACAAGCUGGUGGAAGUAAAGGGCCCCAACGACCGCCUCUCCCAGAAGCAGCAGAUCUGGCUGGACGUGCUGCGGAAGCUGGGCGCGGAUGUGGAGGUGUGUCACGUGACUGACGUUGGCGCCCGGGGGGCUCGUCCUGACUGACUAAGAUGCAGCAAUGCCAUCACUUCGCUGGACAGAGCCUCCACAUACUCAACAUGCACUACAAACUCCCUCCUCCCAGUUCCUCCCAGUACCGGGGAGUGGAGUGGAGAAGUACCGUGUGCUUAGCUGAACCAAGAUGAAACA
Messenger RNA from Megalops cyprinoides (Indo-Pacific tarpon), 3472 nucleotides. RefSeq names its product FANCD2 and FANCI associated nuclease 1 (gene fan1). The record is from RefSeq and is a predicted model, not a curated record. The coding region runs from base 191 to 3328 and encodes 1045 amino acids. The transcript is spliced from 14 exons. Gene Ontology annotation, biological process: interstrand cross-link repair. NCBI's taxonomy places the organism in Eukaryota, Metazoa, Chordata, Actinopteri, Elopiformes, Megalopidae. Gene Ontology annotation, molecular function: 5'-3' exonuclease activity; protein binding; flap-structured DNA binding. Gene Ontology annotation, cellular component: nucleus.